Molecule: messenger RNA, 393 nt
Organism: Strongylus vulgaris
Lineage: Eukaryota; Metazoa; Nematoda; Chromadorea; Rhabditida; Strongylidae
Source: the annotation of a GenBank genome assembly
AUGGACGCGCAAGACCAAAACCACGUACUCGGUCUCAUAUCGGCAAUUUUAGCCACCGCACUUUACGGCUCAUGUUAUGUGCCAGUAAGAUGGUUUGAAGCAGGAGACGCAUUUGUUGGUUGGCCACCGAUAUUUCCUGUGGCUAUGCUUGGAGGAUUCUUCUUUGCUCUGGGUAAUGCACUAACGAUAACUAUCAUGGAUGGUAUUGGUAAUGCACUAACGAUAACUAUCAUGGAUGGUAUCGGUAUGGCUGUUGGUUCUUUGUUGUGGAACACGGUGACAUGUAUAGUGGGAUGGGGCGUAUCCCGGUUCGGAUUAUUUGGGAGCCCUAAGAAAGUGCCACUCGAUAAUAUCAUGAAUAUCGUUGGAGUUAUCAUUGUGUGUGUUGGGUAA